AUGAAAGUUCAGUCUAAAAAGUGUCUGGAGCACAUCUCCGUACCAGACAGGGUGUUGUGUUUGCACAUAGCUUGGAAUAUUUUGUUCGUCGGGCUCGCCAGUGGAUCGGUCGUCAGCUAUGACCUAAAGACCCUGAAGGAGCUGGAUGUGUUCGAGUGCCACGGCCCACGAGGGGUGAGCUGCCUCAGCACGGCUCAGGAGGGAGCUCGGCGGCUGCUGCUGGUCGGGUCGUACGACAACACAAUCAGCGUGCGCGACGCCAAGAACGGCCUGCUGCUGCGCUCACUGCAAGGUCACACCAAGACUGUGCUCUGCAUGAAGGUGGUGAAUGAUCUGGUCUUCAGUGGCUCCAGCGACACAUCCGUGCACGCUUACAACAUCCAUACGGGUGAGCUGGUUCGGAUCUACAAGGGUCACGGUCAUGCCGUCACGUCUAUUGUCAUUUUGGGGAAAGUGAUGGUGACGGCCUGCCUGGAUAGACUGGUUCGAGUUUAUGAGCUACAGUCCCACGAUCGCCUGCAAGUGUACGGGGGUCACAGUGACAUGGUGAUGUGUAUGGCUGUUCACAGGAGUGUGAUUUACACAGGCUGUUACGAUGGAACGGUUCAAGCUGUAAAACUCAACCUGAUGAAAAACCACCGGUGCUGGUGGCAGAGCUGCAGCAUGAUCUUCGGCGUCCCGGAGCAUCUCGUACUUCACCUCACCGAAGAUCACAGCAACCCAAACCUGCAGACCGUGAAAUGUCGCUGGAAGGACUGCAACACCUUCUUCUCCACACAGCAGGCAGUUAAACAGGAACUGCCCAAACACAUGCAGAGUCACGUAGAAAACGACAAGCUGCAAAACUGACGGCAAUGAAAGUGAAAGUGC
Messenger RNA from Nematolebias whitei (Rio pearlfish), 870 nucleotides. Its product is annotated as zinc finger protein 106. Gene Ontology annotation, molecular function: SH3 domain binding; RNA binding. The coding region runs from base 1 to 849 and encodes 282 amino acids. Gene Ontology annotation, cellular component: cytosol; membrane. The record is from RefSeq and is a predicted model, not a curated record. Lineage: Eukaryota; Metazoa; Chordata; Actinopteri; Cyprinodontiformes; Rivulidae. The transcript has 9 exons.